AUGCUGCCCUUCCCCGCGUCCCGCGCCCACUGUGCCAACGGAGCCGCUGCUGCUACUACCGCCACUGCCGCCGCUGUUUCUACUAGCGCCCGCACUUGUGUGCCUACUGCCGCCGUCCACACGGCCAUCGAGAGCCUGUCCUCGCUCCUCUUCGCCGCGCUCCUCAUCCUGGGCGGGCCCCUGGGCGGGCCCCUGCCGGCGUCGGGCGCGGUGCGCGAGCGCUCGGCUGCCGUGCCCCGGGCCUCGGCCCGGCUGGUGGCGCGCAUGGACGGCGACGUGAUCAUCGGCGCGCUCUUCUCCGUGCACCACCAGCCCUCGGCGGAGCGCGUGGCCGAGCGGCAGUGCGGCGAGGUGCGCGAGCAGUACGGCAUCCAGCGCGUGGAGGCCAUGUUCUACGCCCUGGACCGCAUCAACGCCGACCCGGCGCUGCUGCCCAACGUCACGCUGGGCUGCGAGAUCCGCGACUCCUGCUGGCACUCCUCCGUGGCGCUGGAGCAGAGCAUCGAGUUCAUACGCGACUCGCUCAUCUCCAUCCGCGAGGACGACCCCAUGCACCCAAAUAACGCCGGUGCCUCUACGGUGGUGGCGGCAGGUGCCGGUGGCGUACCAGGUACGUCCACAGCGGCCGGAGGACCGCCGCCGCCACCCACCAAGCUCUGCGUGGACCCCCCCAGCAAGAGCGCCGCCGAGGCGGACAAGAAGAAGCCCAUCGCCGGCGUGAUCGGGCCGGGCUCCAGCUCGGUGGCCAUCCAGGUGCAGAACCUGCUGCAGCUCUUCAACAUCCCGCAGAUCGCCUACAGCGCCACCAGCAUCGACCUGAGCGACAAGGCCCUCUUCAAGUACUUCCUGCGCGUGGUGCCCUCCGACACGCUGCAGGCGCGCGCCAUGGUGGAUAUAGUCAAGCGCUACAACUGGACCUACAUCUCGGCCGUGCACACUGAAGGCAACUACGGGGAGAGUGGCAUGGAGGCCUUCAAGGAGCUGGCGUCCGAGGAGGGCCUGUGCAUCGCCCACUCCGACAAGAUCUACAGCAACGCGGGCGAGCGCCACUUCGACCGGCUGCUGCGCAAGCUGCGCGAGCGUCUGCCCAAGGCCCGCGUGGUCAUCUGCUUCUGCGAGGGCAUGACCGUGCGCGGCCUGCUGAACGCCAUGAGACGCCUGGGCGUGGUGGGAGAGUUCCUGCUCAUCGGCAGUGAUGGCUGGGCAGACCGCUAUGAGGUAGUAGAGGGCUUUGAGCAGGAGGCGGACGGCGGGAUCACGCUGAAGCUCCAGACGGAGGAGGUGCAGUCCUUCAACGACUACUUCCUGCAGCUGCGUCUGGACAACAACAAGCGCAACCCCUGGUUCUCCGAGUUCUGGCAGCACCGCUUCCAGUGCCGCAUUCCUGGACAUCCCCAGGAGAACCUCAACUUCCAGAGGAUAUGCACUGGCAACGAGAGCCUGAGCGAGCACUUUGUGCAGGACAGCAAGAUGGGCUUUGUGAUCAACGCCAUCUACGCCAUGGCCCACGGGCUGCACGACAUGCAGCGGGAGGUGUGCCGCGACUGGGACGGAGUCGGCCUGUGCCCGGCCCUGGAUCCCCCGGACGGCCGCCAGCUGCUCGAGUACCUGCUCAAGACCUCCUUUGCCGGCGUGUCAGGGGAGGACAUCUACUUCGACGAGAAUGGAGACACGCUCGGGAGGUACGACAUCAUGAACCUGCAGUACGUGGAGCACACGGGUCGCUAUGACUACAUCAACGUGGGCAUGUGGCACGAGGGCAUGCUGAGCAUCGACGACGACAAGCUGCUUAUGAACCGCACGGAGAUGGUGCGCUCCGUAUGCUCGGAACCCUGCUCCAAAGGACAGAUCAAGGUGAUCCGCAAGGGCGAGGUGAGCUGCUGCUGGAUCUGUACCACCUGCAAGGACAACGAGAUUGUGCAGGACGAGUUCACCUGUCGCGCCUGUGACCUGGGAUGGUGGCCCGACGAUGACCUGCAAUUCUGCCAGCCGCUGCCGCUGCGCUACCUGGAGUGGAGCAACGUGGAGUCCAUCGUGGCGGUGGUCUUCUCCUGCGUGGGCAUUAUGGUCACGCUCUUCGUCUACUUCAUCUUCAUCCAGUACCGCGACACGCCGGUGGUCAAGUCGUCGUCGCGCGAGCUGUGCUACCUCAUCCUGACGGGCAUCCUGCUGGGCUACAUCUGCCCCUUCACGCUCAUCGCCCGGCCCACCGUGGCCUCCUGCUACCUGCAGCGCUUCCUGGUGGGCAUCUCCUCCGCCAUGUGCUACUCGGCGCUGGUCACCAAGACCAACCGCAUCGCACGCAUCCUGGCCGGCAGCAAGAAGAAGAUCUGCACCAAGAAGCCGCGCUUCAUGAGCGCCUGGGCACAGGUGGUGAUUGCCUUCAUGCUGAUCAGCAUGCAGCUGACGCUGGUGGUGGUGCUGAUGGUGCUGGAGCCGCCUAUGCCCGUCAAGUCCUACCCCAGUAUCCGCGAGGUCUUCCUGAUCUGCAACACCUCCAACGUGGGCGUGGUGGCGCCGCUGGGCUACAACGGCCUGCUCAUCCUCAGCUGCACCUACUACGCCUUCAAGACGCGCAACGUGCCGGCCAACUUCAACGAGGCCAAGUACAUCGCCUUCACCAUGUACACCACCUGCAUCAUCUGGCUGGCCUUCGUGCCCAUCUACUUUGGCUCCAACUACAAGAUCAUCACCACCUCUUUCUCCGUCUCGCUGAGCGUCACCGUGGCGCUGGGCUGCAUGUUCACACCCAAGAUGUACAUCAUCAUGGUCAAGCCCGAGCGCAACGUGCGCAGCGCCUUCACCACCUCCGACGUGGUGCGCAUGCACGUAGGCGACGGCAAGACGGCGUGCCGCCGCAGCAACAGCAUCCUCAACAUCUUCCGCCGCAAGAAGACCAACAACAACAACGGUAGCACUAAUGGAAAGUCUGUGUGCUGGUCUGACUCAGGUGGCAGACCACAGACGACUCCCCAGCAGCCGUCGACGUCGCCGCUCCCCCUGUCUGUGUGUGCGACGAGGCCGGGGCCGCCCCCAAGCCAGACGGCAAUCAUCCGCCCCCUAACUAGCUCCCAAACGCCCCCGCCACUCGCCCCCACCCCUGACCCCGACCCAGAAACCGACCCCCGGCACGAACGCAAGGUCUCCGAGCCCCAGGCCCAGCCCCAGCCCCAGCAGCAAGAGGAGCAGCAGCCGAGCAGGACCACUCCCUCACCCCCCCAUUUAGUCAAUGGUACGAUCCAGGAGGAAGUGGCGCUGCUCUCUGGCCUGACAGAGGAGUGUACCAGUGAGGGGCGGCUGCGGGGGGAGGUGCUGGAGACGCUGAGCUCCACCGUGCCCAUGGAUCACAGCUUGGCGGCCGCCUCCGCCUCCGUCUCUGCAGCCGACGAGCAGUCGUCUCUGGCCAGUCAGCUACCUCUGUUGAUGGGCGAGGGUGGGCUGUUGGAUGGGGUUGGCGUUGGCGGUGGCGUGGUGGGAGGGGCCGUAGCGUUGGAGCUCGCGGAGCGUUUCCUGUCCGAGGAGGAGGAGGCGGAGACUCACAGCAAGAUGACUCUGCUGCUGACCCCGCCCUCUCCCUUCAGGGACAUCUCCACACCGGGCUCGCCCGUCGCCCAUGGCAACGACCUCUGCGGCGCCCCCGCCAUCGACCUCUGCACUCCCGCCAACGACCUCUGCACCUCCGACGUCUUGCUCCCUGGCACCGUCGCCCCGGCCAACCCUGCGCACAGCGCCUCCACACUCUGA
Engraulis encrasicolus (European anchovy) is the source of this 3744-nucleotide messenger RNA. RefSeq names its product metabotropic glutamate receptor 1-like. Lineage: Eukaryota; Metazoa; Chordata; Actinopteri; Clupeiformes; Engraulidae. Bases 1 to 3744 code for a protein of 1247 amino acids. Gene Ontology annotation, molecular function: G protein-coupled receptor activity involved in regulation of postsynaptic membrane potential; adenylate cyclase inhibiting G protein-coupled glutamate receptor activity. The record is from RefSeq and is a predicted model, not a curated record. The transcript is spliced from 11 exons. Gene Ontology annotation, cellular component: postsynaptic density membrane; plasma membrane. Gene Ontology annotation, biological process: G protein-coupled glutamate receptor signaling pathway; regulation of synaptic transmission, glutamatergic.